AUGGCUACUGCAAUUAACUCCGCCACGGCGGAGCAUUCACCACUAGCCUCCGCCUCCGCCUCCACUCCCGCCGAUUGCGCUUCCCGCCACCGCUCCCCCUCCCCAUGCGCUGCGACCUGGUCGCUCCCUUUCCUCCACGUGGCUUCCUCUUCUUCCUCCGCCAUGCUCCUCGUCCUCCCCGACGGCUCGGCGCGCUUAUACACGGAGGAGCUGACCGUCGCGCAGCUCGCCUGCGACUUCCCCGAUCUCGUCGUCAGCUGCUCUGCGAUCGUCGCUGGUGACAUGUGCGACGGGGAAGCGUGGGACGACAGCGACUCGAAAGCUGAAGAUAAUGAGACGAAGCCUCGAGGCGCGAUUCUCCCGCGUGACACGGUCUUGCGAUUGGGCGGGACGUACUAUCUCUCGAACCGCGACAGUGCCUGCUCGGAUACUGCUGCUUCUGGGACGAUGAGCGAUUCGAGACGUUGCAGCAAGCGCAGCAGUAGCAGCUACACUACUAGUAGCUCUGUUAUCGAGGAGAUACGCAAUCGCGAAGAUUACUGUACCAGUGGUGCGAGUAUCAGCAGUGGCGGAGAUGGCAGCAGCUUCAGUGGGGAAAGUUGGCGAACUUUCUCGAGUGGCGACGAAUUUUUGUGUAACAGGUCGGAUGCUGGUUCCAGUUACAGUGGUAACCUCUCAGCUGUGGUUUCGACUGGGAGCGAAAGCAAGCGCUUUUUGUCGAAAGAAUGUGCGAUAGCUUGUCACAGGCGAUCACUGUCGCUCGUGUUCGCGGAUGCGCAGAUGCCUUCGCCACGGCAAGGCGUGCCCUGUAAUGUUGGUAACCAGCAAGCUCGACGAUCACUCACUCCCACCAUUUCGCGCUCAGGCGAGCUUUCGCCCGUUCCCUCUCACAUACGAUCUGCCCAGCGACCUCCUGCGACAAGCUCCCCCGUCGUAAACCGUCGCCAGUUCCUUCGCACGACAACUCCGAUGCGCGAUCGUCCCAUCGCACCUCGUCACGCGCGCACUCGCACGGAAAUCUUCGGUGAUGCUCCGAUAUUGACUGACUCACUUGUGGGUGAUGCGCCCGUUGCUGGUUGGCGUGCUAUAACGAGCGCUGAUUGGACCUCGCUGCAAGACACUCUUCGCCAAAACAGGCUCCAGCUUCAGCGGUCGCAGCUACAGCAAUCGCAGCUACAACCGUCGCAGCAGCCGUCGCUCAUGGCUCACCGUCGCAGAAAUCUCUCCGCCACCACCGCGGUUUUCCCUGCUGAAUGGACGAGCGCCAAUUUUUCCGCCCAUCCUUCCGCCUCCGCUCUCCCCCGCGACCACAUGCGGAGCCCCGGUCGCGCACGAGCGCAACUGGCGGCGCACGGGGCAAGCGGAUGUAGCGCCGCAGCAGCAGGCAUUGCAGUCGACCGUCCUGUGGGAACGUGCCACGUGGCAGUGCCAACUGGCAGGGCUCUCAGGCGGUGCUUCUCGCACACGGAGACGCGGGUGGGGGAAGGGCGGGUGGUCUGGUGGGGCGGGGAAGCGGAGCAGGCGCAAAGGCAGGGGGAGGCGGAGGCGCAAGUGGGGGGUGCGCAUCAAGAAAACGACAAGACCAGGAUUGACAUUAUUAGAGACUUAAAAUCGGAUGAUUCGCACGGCGAUGGCGUUGCUAACGGGACUGACAGUAACAAGGGUGACACAAACGAUUCUCCUGAUUCCCCUAAUAGCACCAGCAGCGGUGAUAGCACCGAUAGCGAGGCAGAUGCUAACGAGGCGUUUUGGGACUCCCCUCGCUGCUUCUUCUCCCCCCUCUCCCUCUCCCUCCCUCGCUCCCCCUUCUCUGCCUCCGUCCCCGCGCCCUCCCUCCUCUCUCUCACCAACACUCCCGCGAGCAAAUCCACAGAAUCACCCACUACAGUAACAUCUGCUACGGGAACAGUUCGGGAGGUGCUGCGGCUGCUGCUUUCUCUCCAUCCCCUUUAA
This is a messenger RNA of Closterium sp. Yama58-4, 1953 nucleotides long. NCBI's taxonomy places the organism in Eukaryota, Viridiplantae, Streptophyta, Zygnematophyceae, Desmidiales, Closteriaceae. The record is from the annotation of a GenBank genome assembly.